Molecule: messenger RNA, 1780 nt
Organism: Parasteatoda tepidariorum (common house spider)
Lineage: Eukaryota; Metazoa; Arthropoda; Arachnida; Araneae; Theridiidae
Biological process (GO): positive regulation of translational initiation; 3'-UTR-mediated mRNA stabilization
Cellular component (GO): cytoplasm
Molecular function (GO): mRNA 3'-UTR binding; translation activator activity
Source: RefSeq, a predicted model, not a curated record
CCUUAUCCGGUUUGAAAUCAGUUCAUGUAAAUUUUAAUGGUAACUGGAAAAUAUAUAAAAGGAAAGCUUCGUUUGCGCAAUUUUGUGGUUAGAUGUGCAAUAGAAAGUAGCCAAUUUUUUUUUUAAGUUCCUAUCGGACUGUCUACAAUGGCAUCAGCACGUGAUUUUGACUGGAUAGAUGGCGCGCCAAAAUCGGGUACUGUUGUGCCCAACAGAAUAUUCGUCGGUGGCCUUUCUGAAAAUACUAAGGAUGAGGAUCUGACUAAACUAUUUUCAAAAUUUGGAAACGUUAAGUCUGCGAAAAUCAUUGUCGACAAGGGUGGUAUAUCAAAAAGAUUUGGAUUUGUUACAUUUGAAACUGAAGAUGAAGCGCAGAAAAUCCUAAAUGAGGUAGAAUUCGUUAACCUGAAAGAUCUGAAAUUGAACAUAGCUCCGGCUGUGAAGAAAGAGAAGAUCUGCUCAGGUCGAAGAUCUGUGGAUUCUGUGUCUAGUACUUCGAUGGUAUGGCCUGCACAUUCUGCUUCGACUGGAUUUUCUAGGGAUUCACUUUACUAUCCUCAGACUUCUUGGCCUCUAAUGUGGCCUCAUCAGUUCUACCUACAACAACAGUGCCAUCUUCAAUCUCCCAUGCAGGCACAGUCUGGCUUUCCGCAAUAUGUUUGUUCCAUUGCACCGACUGGAUAUCCAUUUCAAGCAAUGGGGACAGUCUCUGGCACAGAUUACUCUGAAACUUCAGCUGACAACAAUGAAAACACAAAAAAUCGCACUAAGACUUCCAGUGCAGAUUAUGAUCGCCAUCAUUCAGCUCAUGCUAAGCAGAAUCAAGCUAGAACAACAAGCCCUCAACGUUUAGGUACCUCUUCUCUCGAAACUCCACCAAAUGUUUCUCAUUCCACACCAGUUCAUCACAUGCACCACCCAGUCUUGGCCAAAACCGUUAAUGGUGUCACAGUUAUGGCUUAUCCUAGCUACAUGAUGUGCAGUCCAACUUUGGUCCAUGUUGAAGAUGGUGCUACUGAUUCUGACAGCGAUGUGACAGAGCUUGGAUUUUUGCAUUCACCAUUCACUUCUGGAACUCUUACACCACCUGCAACACCCCUAGUAUCACUGUCUUGUGAAUUUAAUGCCAAUACUAGCAUUGAAUCUCUUCGCAAAAAUUAAUGUUUGUGUAAUGAGGAUGGAAAACGAAUCUUGGAAAAAAAAAUGAGUGAUGGUUAAUGUUUCCCUCUUUUUGAAUAUAUUAUAUAUAUUUAAAAUAUUUAUACCUAUCCUAUUUUUUUCCAUUCAGAGUGUAUGAUUAGUUACAUUAGCUUAUUGUUUAUGAAACAUAAUGUAAUCGUUUUAUUUAUUGUUUUUAUGUCCAUAUGCCACUGGUUGCCUUUGUAUCAAAGUAAACCUUUUUGUCGGCCCCUUUACGUAUUUAACUGUGCUUUUAGUUCGGUAAACUUCUGUCAACAAUUCAAUUGACUCAGGCUAAUUUUAUAAAACUGCUUCUUAAUUAUCAAUUAUAUAUUUCAUUUAAUUUACUUAGUAUACUGAGUUUUAUGUGUAUAUUUGUGUGCUUGUCUCCCUACCUUGUCUACAUUAUAAAUACUAACUCAGGUUUGGAAGUCUUAAAGUGUAAACGUAGACUGAUAUUUUAGUAUUUUUACCAUCUUUCCUGACAUUUUAAAGCAAAAUAAACACUGAAUUGUAUCAAUUGUAAAAAAAAAUUAAAGGCUUAAAAGCCAAUUUGUAUGUGUAUUUGCAUUUGAAAACUGAAUAAAAAUAUUCUGUUGAA